AUGACGACCGGCCGGACAGACACAGACGCCGGUAAUGGGAUCGCAGGGCAGGCCGAGGGCGCAUCUGCAGAGCUCGUGGCAUCCUGCGCCCCAGAAGCCCUGUUGGACGAGGUGGUACAGGAGCGAGUUGAGGGUGGAGUGUGGUUGGGAGAGGAAGGAAGGUUGGCGGAGAAAAGGAGAGAGGAGGGAGAGACGGGUGAGAGAACAUGUGAGUCAGAGAUGGGCAAGAUGGCGGCUGCUGUCGUUGGAAGAAGCAGUCGAGAAGGCAAUCACAGAACAGCAAUCGAGUCAAAGAAGCACGAGUCUGCAGAUGCUGAUCGACAAUCUGUGACGACUGAGAAAAUGCGACAGACAAGGCAGAACUAA
Messenger RNA from Protopolystoma xenopodis, 366 nucleotides. The record is from the annotation of a GenBank genome assembly. Lineage: Eukaryota; Metazoa; Platyhelminthes; Monogenea; Polystomatidea; Polystomatidae.